GACUCGGGGGGCCGCCGUCCGAACUCUUCCUCGUCGGCUGGUUCGCGGGAGAGCUAGGGUUGGGGUCUUGUCUUGGGGUGUCCUCCUCCGAAUCCUGGUGCUCGUCCCGUGACUCCGAGCCUAGCUUUUCUUCACUUUUCUUGGAUUCUCCUCCAUCCCCGGUCCAAAAUGACGACGAUCGUGGCUACUUCGGAGGACGAUCCGGUACUCGCCGUGGUUCGGUUCACGUCAGAGCUCGCCUGGGCCGAUGCAGGCCCCGAGGUCGCAGAACUUCAGGUGACCCGACUUUGUAUUGAAGCCCAGGAAUGUAUGAUUACGAGUAGAUGGUUGGAUCUGGCAUCUCUAAUGCUUACUUCAGCAGACUUGAUAGUAUCACGAGUGUCAGAGAAAGACCUGGAAUGUAUUUUCACUGUUAUCUGCAACCUUGUCACAAGAGCAAGUAUUCCGGAUGAAGCACUAGAGAUGGCAAAGCUCAUAUCUGCAAAAGUUAUCCAGCAACCAAAUGAUAAACCUGCUCUUCGCCUGAAGAUGCUGUUCAAUUUGUACAAUCUGCUAGAGAAUCCCUACGCUAGGUUCCUUGUCUACAACAAAGCACUCAAUUUGGCAGCUAGUGGAAAAGUUACUGAAAGCAUUAUACCUUCAUUCAAAAAUAUAGAUAGUUUUCUGCAAGAGUGGAAUAUUGGAAAAAUGGAUCAAAGGGAGCUUUUCCUCACCAUCUCUAACAUUUUAAAGGACAAUAAGAGCAUGGCCAAAGAUUCUUUUGCUUUCUUGACCAAGUAUUUAGCGACUUUUUCUGGUGCUGGUGAGGAGUCAUGUACGAUGAAUGAGGCCAAAGAGGAAGCUGUGCAUUCCAUUAUAGAGUUUGUGAGGUCUCCAGACAUAUUUCAGUGUGAUCUGCUAGACAUGCCUGCUGUUGGGCAGCUGGAAAAAGAUGGAAAGUAUGCAUUGAUUUACCAGCUGCUGAAGAUCUUUCUCAAUCAAAGGCUUGAUGCCUACUUAGAUUUUCAUGCUGCUAAUUCUACUUUAUUGAAAAGCUACGGUCUGGUUCAUGACGACUGCAUAACAAAAAUGAGGUUGAUGUCAUUGCUAGACCUCAGUUCCAACGAUUCUCGUGAAAUUCCAUAUUCUGUCAUCAGGGACGCACUUCGGAUCACGGACGAGGAGGUAGAAUAUUGGAUUGUCAAAGCAAUCACCUCCAAACUUCUGGACUGUAAAAUGGAUCAGAUGAAUCAAUUUGUGAUUGUGAGCCGGCAUACUGAGCGAGUGUUUGGGCUGUCAGAGUGGCAAAGUCUUCAUUCCAAGCUGGGAGCUUGGAGGGGAAAUAUUGCCAAUGCUAUCAGCACAAUCCAAGCUAACAAAGUAUCUGGAGGACUACAGGCAAUGCAAGGAUUAAUGAUACGCUGAAGUUUGUCAAUUUUCCACAAAGCAAUGGACCGAGUAUUGAACGCUGACAAGAUACUACAUUUGAUUUAGAUGAUGAGAGGGCAUGUUCGAUUCCAAAGAACGAGCCUCUUGAGUGAAAUCCAAUGAGUUUUUAUAAGCUUUAGUGAUUAGAUUUUGAUGUUAUGGGUGAUGGUUGAUUGCCAAAAAUUUUGUAGGGUAGCCCUCUAUGGCAGUGUAGAUUUAGUUGCGAGAUCAUUUCGGUCGUGACCCAAAUGAAUACAGAUCAUAACCUAAAUAUUGAGGAAUUGAUUUUUUUUUUUUUUAAUUGUGGAUGUUCUUGAUGAUGAUCCUGGUUUGAAUAUUCUUUAUCUUGA
Messenger RNA from Phoenix dactylifera (date palm), 1757 nucleotides. RefSeq lists its product as uncharacterized. Gene Ontology annotation, cellular component: cytoplasm; eukaryotic translation initiation factor 3 complex. Gene Ontology annotation, molecular function: translation initiation factor activity. Gene Ontology annotation, biological process: cytoplasmic translational initiation. The record is from RefSeq and is a predicted model, not a curated record. Lineage: Eukaryota; Viridiplantae; Streptophyta; Magnoliopsida; Arecales; Arecaceae.